Messenger RNA from Rhipicephalus sanguineus (brown dog tick), 1245 nucleotides. RefSeq lists its product as uncharacterized. NCBI's taxonomy places the organism in Eukaryota, Metazoa, Arthropoda, Arachnida, Ixodida, Ixodidae. Gene Ontology annotation, biological process: proteolysis. The transcript is spliced from 3 exons. The record is from RefSeq and is a predicted model, not a curated record. Bases 1 to 1245 code for a protein of 414 amino acids. Gene Ontology annotation, molecular function: zinc ion binding; aspartic-type endopeptidase activity; nucleic acid binding.
AUGGCCUCUGCCCCCCGGGGUUCGCAACAGACAUCACAUUGGCGACGAGGAUGUCGUAAAAGUACCCUGCGCACCGUCCGCGCCCGCCCCAACAUGAGUGUCCCCGGGCUCGCUCCGCCGCCGUUCUUCCUUGCGACGCCCGGCCGACCGCCACUACCAUGGGAGCAGUGGGAGCAGAUGUUCAACGUCUACCUGGUGGUGUCCGGGGCCGCCGAGUUCACGCCAGCACGACGCAAGGCUAUCCUUUUGCAUUGUUUGGGGCCGGAGGGCCAGCGUAUUUAUCAGACCUUACCUGCAGGGUCGACCGCCGCAGCACCACCAGUGCCAAGCGCCGCAGCGCUCGCCGUUAAGGACGGGGAUAAGUCUGCCGCAGCCACUUCUGACGAAUACGACACUGCACUCGUGGCAUUACGGCACCACUUUUCGACGACCUGCAACGUUGUCGUCGAGCGUCAUCGUUUUCACCGCCGCCGUCAACACUCAGGCGAGUCCGUUCAUGACUUUGUUGCCGCCCUACGGGAGCUAGCGUCACACUGUUCGUUCGUUUCUCAGGAUGAUGCUCUGCGGGAUCAAAUUGUUGCCGGCAUAGCUUCCAACCGCGUACGUGAACGGUUAUUGCUUGAGGGCCCCUCACUUUCGUUCGAAGGCUCGGUGCGAAUUGCGCUCCAAUUUGAGCAAGCAGCUGAAGAGCUAAAGGAAUUUUCUCCUUUGGUCGACAAAGUUUCAAUGCAGCGUCGUCGUAAGAAACCAUUGCAUUCAUCGCAAAAGAGCAUUUCACAGCCGGCAGCCCACUUUCAGCAGAAGCUAACGAAAAGCGCCAGCGGCUCACGUGCGCCGCAGGGGCACCGCCCCCCUGAACGGAACCGAGAACACAGUAGGCGCUCCGCGUCGCCGCACUGCUUCCGAUGCGGCUCGCGGGAUCACUUCGCAUCAGAUAUGCAGUGCCCAGCGCAUGGGAAAAGUUGUUUGUUUUGCGGUCGCAAGGGCCACUUUCAAAAUGUAUGCAACCGCAAACGAGCUCAAGUGCAAGGCAGGGUCCGCGAAGUAGAAUGUGAUGACGAUGUAUCGUCGUGUAGCAGUACUGAGCAAGUGUUGACUGUGGAACGUUCCGCUCGUAAGGGAAUUCACGUAGAAGUGCUGGUUUCGAACGUCAGGCUUACACUUCUUGUUGAUUCAGGGUCAUCCGUUUCAAUUUUGUCAGAGCAAGCAUUCCGUCGACAUUUUCAGAGUUCUCUUGCACCCUGA